Vidua macroura (Pin-tailed whydah) is the source of this 811-nucleotide messenger RNA. It is a transcript of the gene HOXB5, whose product is annotated as homeobox B5. Gene Ontology annotation, cellular component: nucleus. NCBI's taxonomy places the organism in Eukaryota, Metazoa, Chordata, Aves, Passeriformes, Viduidae. Gene Ontology annotation, biological process: regulation of transcription by RNA polymerase II; anterior/posterior pattern specification. The record is from RefSeq and is a predicted model, not a curated record. Gene Ontology annotation, molecular function: RNA polymerase II cis-regulatory region sequence-specific DNA binding; DNA-binding transcription factor activity, RNA polymerase II-specific.
GCUCUUAACUUUGUAAACUCGUUCUCAGGGCGCUACCCAAAUGGCCCCGACUAUCAGUUACUAAAUUAUGGGACCGGCAGUUCCAUGAACGGUUCUUACAGAGAUUCAAGCACCAUGCAUUCCAGCUCUUAUGGCUACAACUACAAUGGGAUGGACCUUAGCAUCAACCGCUCAGCCUCCUCCAGUCACUUUGGGGCUGUGGGCGAGAGCUCCCGCGGUUUCCCUUCUCCAGCUCAGGAGAGCAGGUUUAGACAGGCGUCCAGCUGCUCCUUAUCUUCUCCCGACUCCCUGCCCUGCUCCAACAGCGAGAGCCACGGAGGCAAACCCGCCCCGUCCCCCUCCGAGCAGGCUCCUGCUGCCAGCAGCACCAACACAAAUUUCACAGAACUAGACGAGACCAGCGCGUCCUCGGGAGCCGACGAGGGCACUCCAAUAAGCAGCAGCAUCCCCCGAGCGCAGGCAGAGCCCAUCGCGACCUCCACGGCAGCGACAGAAGGGCAGGCACCUCAGAUAUUCCCUUGGAUGAGGAAACUUCACAUUAGCCAUGACAUGACUGGACCAGACGGGAAGAGGGCGAGGACAGCGUACACUCGCUACCAGACCCUGGAGUUGGAAAAGGAAUUCCACUUCAAUAGAUAUCUCACCCGCAGGAGGAGAAUAGAGAUCGCUCACGCUCUCUGCCUCUCCGAGCGCCAGAUCAAAAUCUGGUUCCAGAACCGGCGCAUGAAGUGGAAGAAGGAUAACAAACUGAAAAGCAUGAGCCUGGCCUCGGCGGGCAGCGCCUUCCAGCCCUGAAAUCCUCCUCCUCCUC